AUGGGGAGUGAGGAAUGGGACUGGGGAAUGGGACUGGGGAAUGGGACUGGGGAAUGGGACUGGGGAAUGGGACUGGGGAAUGGGACUGGGAGUGGGGAAUGGAAAGGAUCUGUGUUUAAAUCGUUCCCUUCAGAAAGUCUUCAUCUUUGUUAUAUCACCUGCCAAAAAAAUCCGGUCUGCCAAAGUUUGAAUUACAACGCUGCUGAAAAUGUCUGCGAGCUUAGCACAGAGAUGAGCAGAAGUCGACCUGAAAACUUUCAGCAAAGGAAAAUGUUUGUCUACGCUGAGAAACUCCCUGAUCUGAGAUGGAAAAGAAUCACUAAGUCAUGGAUUGACAGCACGCUCACGGGAGGAGUUACAUUGAACUACGAUGAAGAAAAUAAUGGGCUCACCAUUUCAGGACGUGUGACGUCAUCUGGCUGUGGAUCUGCACCACCGUCUGGGGCCUUGACUCUCAUUAAAGGAUACUGGACAAUGAUAAAGUAUACCCAAGAAUUUCGCGGAAGAUCGUCAUGCUGGAGCAUUUUUGGCGAUGAAUGGUACGGUGGACUGUAUAUCUCCAACACGUCGACAGGAUUGUAUCCGUUCAAUGCAAAAGCAGGAGACGUCAUUACAGAUGAGUACCGCAUGGGUUUAAACUCACACGCAUUUGAUGGUAAAACUAGAAGAUGCGACAAAUUGGCAACAAAUUUCUGGAGAAGUCAAAAGGGCUUGCGGCGCGCAACGGUUGUUCUCAGAAGAAAACCGAUGGCAGAGAAGGCUGGAAUUUUCACUGGUACCUCGUGCGGGAGACCAACAUACAAGAUCAGGGAUAUUUAUGUAUACUUUUAG
Messenger RNA from Pocillopora verrucosa, 831 nucleotides. The record is from RefSeq and is a predicted model, not a curated record. NCBI's taxonomy places the organism in Eukaryota, Metazoa, Cnidaria, Anthozoa, Scleractinia, Pocilloporidae.